UGGCCUCUCCUUCCUCAACAUUCGUCUCUCCUCUUCAUCCAUUUGCAGAUCAGCCUGUCUGGUCUGGACGCAGGCUGCCUUUCCAUCGGUCUUGAAAUCGCGUAGGCCAUUGCAUAGAGAGCAACGGCGCUUCAGAUGCUGGUGGGAUCGCAGGUGUGAAGGGUAAGGGAGGGUGGAUUCCUGCGGAUUCUGGAACGGAUUCUGGAGCUGUGAGGGUCGAAUUUCUGCGAGCUUGAUCCUUCCAUUUUCCGUCAGAUUCAUUCUCUUUCGCUCUGUUUCUGUCGCCGUUCCUCCCUGAUUCCACUGGCGCUGGGAUUGCCAAGUGAUCGACGGGGAAGAGGGUUUCAGCCGUGGUUUCGGCCGUGGUUUGAUCAGCGGUUUCAGCCGUGCUAGACUCUCAGUACGCGACUAUCAUUUCCCGUGUCAGAGCGUCAUGUUAUUGGCGGCAGCUGCGACGGAUCUUACUUCAAAGAGGAAUUCAAAUAGGCGAAUCUGUUAGGAGAAGGAAAACCAGCACGCAUCAUUUCAGCACGCAUCAAACGGCACAAGGACCAGGAGGAACCCCGCGUUUCGAGCUCUAGCCGCAGUCCGCUGUCCGCUGUCCGCUCUCCGGUUUGCCGCGUGAGGCGGUGACUCGCAGUCAGCAUGGCGGCGUCGUGGGCGAAGCAGUUCCGAGCCACCCUUCGGCGCAACCUGCUCAUCAAAUGGCGUGACGGCUCGCAGACGCUGCAGGAGAUCUUCCUCCCGGUGUACAUCAUCGUGCUGCUGAUCAUAGUGAAGGUGCUGCAGCCGGACGCCACGUUUCCCACGGAGCCGGUGGGCGAUGUGGUGGACCCCAUGUGCUACGCCGCUGACGCGCGCACCAGAUGCUACCCCGUCCGAAACGUCGACGCCGCCACCACUAUCGGGUACAUCCCGGACAACCCUCUCGUCCGCAGCGUCAUGGACAGAGCCGUGCUCAACCUCGCCAGGAACCACCCUCGCCUGUCCACCCUGGUGCUGGAGGCUUUUGAGUCCAAGCAGGAGCUCUCAGAGUUCCACUACGCGCACCCCCAGGCGUUGUUCGCAGCAGUGGAGUUUGAGGACAUGGGUCCAGACGCUGUCGCCCUGCCUCCAGACACUCGCUUCACCAUCCGCAUCAACGGCAGUCAGGUGCCGGGCACGUCUAGUGAGCGGGCGAGCAGGGAUGAGUGUCGCCUGGCAGCAGCGGAGUACAUCCCCUCCAUAUGCCGCUCGCAGCAGUACCUCUCCUCAGGGUUCCUGUCGGUGCAGCUGGCAGUGACGUCAGCGCUGAUGGAGACGGCGUGGAAUGGGACGUCAUGUGGCAUGCAGAGCAGCCCCAUUACUGUGCACGAGCAGCACAUGCCGCUCCCCGAACUGCACAAGUCGUUCGCAACGACGGAGUUCCAGCUGUUCUGUGCCAUCUACAUGGUGCUGUCACUCAUCCCCAUGCUGCAGGUCGCCAUCACGCAGAUCGUGCAGGAGAAGGAGAGCCUGCUCAAGGACUGCAUGCUGCUGAUGGGGCUGCGCGAGUCCGUGUACUGGCUGGCGUGGCUGCUGACGUAUGCCUUCAUGGCUGUCAUCACAUCCGCUGUCAUUUCCUUGACAGUGAAGCUGACGUCGCUCUUCUCCGCAUCCACCUUCGUGGCUCUCUUCUGCAUCAUCUUCCCGUACUCCCUCUCCCUCAUCGCCCUCGCCUUCGCCCUCAGCACUCUCUUCACCCAGGUGGGCAAGGCAGCGGCGGCGGCAGCGGGCAGUCUGCUGCUGUGCAGCCUGCUGGUGAUUCCCAUACAGCUGCUGUCCCUCGGUGCAGCCUACGUGUACCCGCUGCUGCUGCUCUCGCCCGUGCCCUUUACCAUCGCCAUCACCACCGUCACCCGCGCCGAGGGCAUGGGGCAGGGUGUCUCGCUCUCCUCCUUCUGGCUUCCCCGAGUGGGAGUGAACCCAGGGGACGACGACAACAUCAUCACCAUUGGCGCGUGCAUCUUCAGCUUUAUCUUCGACACUGCCCUCUACCUCUUCCUCGCUUGGUACCUUGACAACGUGUGGCCUCACCCUCAGCGAGGCCCUAAGAAGCCCGCCAACUUUGUCUUUUCCGCCGCCUACUGGUUCCCCGCCCGCCAUGCCCUGCGCUACACCCAACUGGGGGAGGAGGGAGGGGGCGAUGACACGGAGCAUGAGGGUGAGGAGUGCAGGUUGGACGUGGGCCAAGACUCCGCUGCUCCCUUGCACUCCACCACCUCCGCACCUCUCCCUGCUGCAAUGUCUUCUCACAAUGCCGACUCCGCCAUAGAGGACGUGCGUGGCUUCCGCCCCGCCCUGCUGAUCAAUCACCUCUCCAAGUCCUUCCGUCCACGCGGCCUCCACUCCUCCUCCGCGUCCUCCUCCUCCUGCCUCUCCUCCUUCGCCUCCUUCUUCACCUCUCGCACUCGUAGAGCAUCUGCUGCCACGGUUGAUGGUGAUAGUGCUGCUGCUGCUGAUGGUACUGAUGGUGCUGAUGGUGCUGGUGGUGCUGGUGGUGCUGGUGGGAGCAGUGGGCAUGGGGACGAGCGCAGGGUGCUUGCACUCCAGGGCCUCUCCCUCACGCUCUACGAAGGCCAAUCGUUCGCCUUCCUGGGCCACAGCGGGUCUGGCAAGUCAACAGUGCUGAGCAUGCUGGCAGGGCUGCAGAAGCCCAAUGAGGGCGAGGCGUUCCUCUAUGGGCUCAGCCUCACCAAGGGAGACUCGUACAUCCACUCGCUGGUGGGGCAUUGCCCGCAGAGAAACAUCCACGUGGCCGUGCUCACAGUCAAAGAGCAGCUGACCUUCUUUGCUGAGAUAAAGGGCGACCUGGACCGUCUAAGCGCAGCAGAGACAGAAGAGGGCGAAGGCGAAGGAGAGGAGGGGGAAGGCGGGGAGGGAGGGCAGCAGCUGCAGCAGCAGGGGGGCCGCGGGGGGUGGAGGCUGGGAGCGUGGCGGUUGGGGCGGGAGAAGGUGCGGCAGGCGGUGGGCGAUCUGAUGUUCGAGAUGGGGCUCCAAGGGUGGGCGGACCGGCCCGCGUUCGAGCUGUCCCCCUCGCAGCAGAGGAAGCUCAGCCUCAGCAUCGCGCUCAUCGGGGAGCCGCAGGUGUUGCUAUUGGACGAGCCAACCAAGGGCAUGGACCCCUCCUCCAAGAAACAGGUGUGGGAUCUGCUGCAGCGGCGCAAGGCGGGGCGGGUGGUGGUGUUCACCACGCACAGCAUGGAGGAGGCGGACUUGGCUGCGGACCGCAAGGCCAUCCUCUCGCACGGCCGCCUCAAGUGCUGCGGCUCCUCGCUCUUCCUGCGCAACCGAUUCGGUCUCUCCUACCUGCUGCACAUCACCAAGGGCGCGGUGUUCAAGGGCUCCAAGGUGGUGCAGUUGGUGCAGUCGCACGUGCCCGACGCCGUCCUCAUGCCCUCGUCAGGCCUGCACCAGACCGACUAUGCCACCUACUCCCUGCCCUUCCAUGCCGCCUCACACAUCCCCGCUCUCCUGCUCGACCUCUCCAGCCGUGCAGCAGAGCUAGGGGUCGAAGACGCAGCGAUGGAGGCCACGACCCUGGAGGAGGUCUUCCUCAAGUUCCAGGACGAGGACGAGGAGGCAGCCGGAGCCAUUCUAUCCGCUUCCCGGGCCGACGCGUCCGCCAUGGACUUUGUCAUGGGUAUGGGCGCCGGCGCAGGUGCUUUGGCAGAGGAGGACGAGGGGCAGUCUCUGUUGGAUUCUCCUGGAGCUUCCGACAGUGCUGCUGCUGGUGCUGGGAGUUCGGGCGAGAGGAGGCGAGAGGAGAAUGGGCGUGGGGGGGGUGGCAGUGGCGCUGGUGCUGCCAGUGGUGGCGGGAGUGGGACUACAGUGGGGAGUGCGGUGGGUGGGGCGGCGGGCCUGGUGAGUGAGGGGGCGGCGCGGGACAAGCCACUGGCUGUGUUCCGGCGGCAGGUGAAGGGAGUGUGCUUCCUCAGAGCAGCAAGUUACUGGAGGAACACCGGCAAUACUCUCAGCACGUUCGGCCUGCCUGUGAUCUUCGCCGUAGCAGCGCUCCUCAUCCAGCUCUUCGGCUCGUCUGUCACCUCCCCUUCGCUGCUCCUCACAGCCCCGCAGCUGGCUACCGACAGCGCGUACCCAGUCAUCUACUCGGCCACGUCCCCCGCCUCCGCCAUAGCGGCCAAGCAGCUGCUGGACCGCCUGGGGGAGAACCACGCGCAGCUGGGGUCGGAGCAGGCGGUGCUGGAGCGGUUUCAGACAGACGUGGCGAACGCGGAGCGGAAUGGCGUGGGCAGCAAGGCCGUGGGGGUGCUGUUCCAAGGGGUGGACAUGUCACAGUGUGCCUACAGCUUCACGCUGCUGUACCAGCCGUGGCGCAUCCACCAGGUGCCAGCAGUGAUCGCGACGCUCAACAACGCGUUCCUCCGCCUGCUGGCGGCGCAGCACGACAUCCAGGCUUCACCGCAGAGCAUCACCGUCGAGAGCUACCCGCUGCACUUCUCCUCUCCCGACUUCGUCUUUGCGUACAUUGUUGCUGCGGUUGUGGCCAUCGGGCUGCUCAUGGUGCCGCCUAUCCUCUCCGCUCAGGUGGUGGCGGAGAUGGAGUAUGGGCUGCGCACCAUGCUCAAGGUGUGCGGCAUGCGUGGCUUUGCGCUGUGGCUGGGCACAGCCGUCGUGGACUGCUUCGCAAUGUGGCUCUGCACGCUGCUCAUCACUGCUGUCGGCCUCUGCUUCCAGUCCUCCCCGUUCACUGUGCCCGCCCUGCCAGCCCUCUUUGUGGUGUUCGCCAUCACCAUCCCGGCACUCGUCCUCCUGUCCUACCUGCUCUCCUUCUCCUUCGACUCGGCCCAGCUCGCAGCCGCCACGCUCUCGCUCCUCUUCCUGCUCCUCGCCGUCAUCCCCUUCGUCUUCAUGCUCCGUGUGUCCCCCGCCUCCUUCUCCAUCCCACACGGGCUGCUCUCGCUGCUCUCCCCGCCCUACGCUCUCAUGUCCAGCCUCCACUUCAUCGCAGCAGCGUACGCGCACGAGCCCCUCACGUCCUCCCCCCUGGACAUCUACUCCCUCUCAGCCACGGACUACUACUCGCUCCACUACCCGGCGUACCCCGUGCAAGUCUCCAUGACUUCCGUCGUCAUAGCCGUUGUCCUCAUGGCGCUGCGUCUGGGGCAGCUGCAUAGGGACUGGGAGAACCAGGACGAGGAAGGGGCUGGGGAUCUCGCGGCCAUGAUGGGUCCGGGGUAUGACGAGGAGAGCGGCGACGGGGAUGUUGUGCGGGAGAAGGAGCGCGUGCAGGAGAGUGCGGCCAAGUGGGAUUUCGUGCAGAGCGGAGGCGAGGAGGGGGACCUCGUGCUCUGCAGCAGCGUUGGCAAGAACUUUGGAGCAUCGUCUGGUGUGUGUGGGAUAGGCAAGGACCCGGGAGUGUGGGCAGUGUCUAAUCUCUGGCUCGGAGUGCCACGAGGACAGGUGGUGGUGCUGGUGGGUGGGGAGAAGGCGGGCAAGACAGCGCUGCUGCAGUGUCUGGCGGGGGCGAGCUGCCUGUCGUAUGGCAACGCGCUGAUCAACGGGCAGAGCGUGCGCUUCACCAACCUCAACGACCCCUCCAUCAUCGGCUACUGCCCCCAGGCCGACAUGAUGCACGGGUUCCUGUCAGUGCAGGAGUAUCUGCACUUCAUGGCGUCUGUCAAAGGGCUGAGGGAGCCCCUGUCCGCCCCUGUCACCCACGUGCUGCAGUCCCUCGGCAUCUCCCCGUCCGAGGCAUCGCAGCGCAUAGACGCGUGUCGCUCGGGGCUGCUGAGGCGCGUGGCGGUGGCGGCAGCGCUGCUGGGAGACCCGGCGGUGCUGCUGCUGGACGAGCCUUCGCAAGCUAUGGACAUUGCGAGUCGGCGUCUGCUGUGGGGGCGCAUUCUCUCCGACGCCCCACACCGCGCCACUCUCAUCGCCACCCACUCCGUUGAGGAGGCAGAAGCCCUCGGUUCCCGCGUGGGCAUUUUAGUGCGAGGCCAGCUCAAGUGCCUGGGCUCCCCCCAGGCGCUCAAGGCGCGCUAUGGCUCCGCCUACACGCUUCUGCUCUCCGCGCAGCCCCGCCGCCUGCCAGCCAUCCGCGCCUUCCUCUCCUCCGUCGCGCCCACCUUCUCAGAGCACUACGACGACGACGCGGCUCCCCUGCCUAUCAGCAGUGACCAUGCGCCUCAUGCUUCGGACUAUCUGCAUCCAGACGCUCCUGCUCUCAUGCCUUCCGCUGCCACUGGCGGUGCUGGUGAUGCUGGUUCGUUGCUGGGAGGGGAGCACGAGGAUGUGGCGCUGCAAGGGGGGCAGGACCAGCACCAGCAGCAGCAGCUAGUGGCAUCGCCACCACCUGCAUCUGUUGUAGCUACUCCAGCGGCAGCAGCAGCCAUCACUGUGGACGAGCUGAGUAUCGAGCUUAGCGACUUAUCUCGCCACAACAGCGAUCCCAGACCAGGCCCCCCUGCCAUUCCACCUGCAUCACCAGCAGCCGGAGACACCACAGCAGCAGCAGCCGCACUAGCAGCUGCCAUUCCCACAGAAGCAGCAGCAGGUGGUGCCACUUCAGCAGCAGCACCACCACCAGCAUCACCAGCAACAGAAGCAGGCGCGGGCAGCAGCAGCAGCAGUGGUUGCGUGCAGGUGAAGUUCCUGGUACCAGUCGACGACCUCCGGGGGCUGGCUCGCGUGUGGAGCGAGCUGGAGGGGCAGAGGGCGCGGCUGGGCAUAGAGGAGAUGAGCUUCAGCCAGCCCACCCUGCAACAGGUCUUCCACCGCCUCACCAGAGUUGCCAGGGACCAGCCCCCCCGCCCCGUCGUGUAACUCCAACCCUCCUCCCCGCCCUGUCGUGUAACCCGAACCAUCCCUGCCCGUUGUGUAACUCCAACCCUCCCCGCCCUGUCGUGUGACAUGCUGUCAUUGCCUUGAGUGGACUCUAGACCAGCCCGCCCUGUGGUGUGACAUGUGACGUGCCUGGAGGCGCUUUUUCAAACUGGAUGAUCCACCUGUCCCCUGCCUCGUCGUGUGGUGGUGGGUGCCUGCCCGCCUGCAUGCAGAAGACUUGCUCAGUGUGAUGUGAUGUGGUUACACUACACUGCAUGCCCGAUGCAAUCUGGGGGCAUGUGCUGGGUUGGAGGGACAGAGGGUUGGAGGGAGGGAGGACGCUUGGGUAGGUUGCUUGUGGCGAGUCCACCGGGUAAAUGGUGUCUGUCGUGGUUUUGUCUUGCCAGUUGCUGUGGUGUUGUGAUGCAAGCCAGUAUGGCAACUAAUUUUACCGAAUUAUGUACCGUUUUGACAUUCUUCUGCUAUGCAACCGACACAUGAUCAGACCACUG
Messenger RNA from Closterium sp. NIES-67, 7316 nucleotides. The record is from the annotation of a GenBank genome assembly. NCBI's taxonomy places the organism in Eukaryota, Viridiplantae, Streptophyta, Zygnematophyceae, Desmidiales, Closteriaceae.